Molecule: messenger RNA, 5472 nt
Organism: Anopheles cruzii
Lineage: Eukaryota; Metazoa; Arthropoda; Insecta; Diptera; Culicidae
Exons: 1
Coding region: 1-5472 (1823 amino acids)
Molecular function (GO): protein binding
Source: RefSeq, a predicted model, not a curated record
AUGCCGGACGAACUGAUUAGUACACUGUUUGAAGCCAUAACGACGGACGAUCAGCUGUCGUUGGAGCGGUGCCUCGAAACGGCCACCAUCGAGACCGUGCUGGAGUUCGAGAAACUCUACGGUGAGUCACCGGUGCACCUGUGUGUGAAACUGGCCGGUGAAAACUGUGUCCCGUUGGUGAAACGCCUCUUUGCGAGCGGCCUCGUCGACGGCGAUCUUUGUGAUGGCGGGGGCAAUCGGCUUCUCGAGUGUGCUUGGGCCUCCGGUGACCUUGAGCUCGUGAAGGAGUUGAUAAAAAUUCAAAUCGACGGUUUGGAUGACGCAACCGGUUGCUAUCGGAUGAUGAAAUGUGGUUCGCUGGAAGUGUUCCGGCUCUACCUCUCGCUGACGGGUUGGAACGAGCAGGACACGUUUCGGAGCGUAGCGAGCGCCCUGGUGCGGAUCAACGUGAAAAGCAUUGUCCUCCCUGAGGAGCUGCGUAUUUAUCUGCUGUGGCUGUUGUCUGAUUACGGUUAUCGUCAGCUGGCGGGCGAUUGGCAGGGCAAAAAAGAUCCCCAUGAAUGGAGGCGCCAGGUGGCCACCGUCGCUGAUUGCUGGCGUGUUGUGAAGGAAAAGUACGACACGCGGGCGUACGGCGAUGUCGACGAUGGUCUGCUACAUCGACUGGAAGUGAUCCACAAUCAUCUGUACUUUCUCAAACAUAAACGCUUCCUGCGCCAUUUGCCGCUCCAAGAAGCGGUGUUCUGCGUGGCGAUCUUUAUUUCCGCCUACCGGAGCGCCUCGCAGUUUCACGAGUACCGGCUGGUGGUGAACAAAUGCUUCGUGAUAGACGUCCUGCGGAUGGUGUGCCGUCAGCUGAAAGCGGUAGAAAGGCAUCUCGUGGCGACGGAAACCGAACUGAUCGCGCUGCUUAAUCAGCACGACCCGCUAGGCACCCCCGCCGGAAAAGAUCGGUUGAUCGCGACGAUUCGCGAGCGUGUUCCGCACCUGGGAAACGCACAAAACUUGGUCAACCGAUUGGUCUCGGGAAGGAAGAAGGGCCAAUCGGUUGAGACCACGGUAGCUGAGGCCAUUUCGGAUGAAACAGUUGACCUGGGGCACCUGCUAACGUUCACCGAUCGUCGUGUGGUGCGGAUGCUGCAGAAACGGUACGUCCGAACGAAACAACUUUACUCCCUGUUCAAGAUGGCGUUCUACUGUAACCAAAUUCCGGCUCUGGAAAACGUCGAUCCUCCCGUCCGGACGGCCUGUAUGAAACGUGUGGUGCAAGUUUUCGGAGAAACGGUGAAAAACACGAAAAACAGUCCGAAUUUACCGGGCAAAGUGGAGCGAUCGAUGGGCAUCAUGCUGACACAGCUGUUCCCAACGAUCAGCAAGGAGCUGCGGGAGAUCCUGUCGCACAGUUUUUCGCUCAAAAAGCUCCUACUGGGUACGGAACAUGAGAGCAAGAUGUUCGAAACGGUCAGCAAUAACUUUUUGAUGGUGCGGGCCGUGUUUCAGUUGCUGUACGUCACCGUGAUCAUGGAGGUGCGGAAUGAGUUCUACGGCCAGCUGUACCGAUGCGGCACGAUCGAAAGCCUGCGAUCGCUGGUGCUGUACGCGGGGAACCAAGAAGGGUUGGCCGAGCGACAGCAAGCUUAUCUCGAGCAGGUCAAGAAGCACUUUGACGAAUUUAGAAAGCUUCUGACGGAACUGUCCACGGGUCCGGUCGGAAGUACGGCUCCGUUGGCGUUGCUUCAGCACCAACUGAAGGUAAAGGACAACAUCAUCAAGGAGGUGGAAAAGUUUGUCACCGAGAAUGAUGGAUUCUCGUACGGGGACGUAGCGAAAGCGUGCAUGGCCAGCUCGGAUCUGGCCAGCGUACGGCGCCUGCUGUCGUGGAAGCUUACCAUGCGCUGGGGAAACAAACUAUUUAGUAAAAUAUUUUCCUCCUGGAAGACGAACCACGUGGAAUCAAUGACGAUCGAGUGGAUGGACUGGCGUCUGGUGCGCUACAAUCCGUCCGUCACGGCUGGCAUCCUGAAGAUUGGCGCUACGGCGCUGCAAUCGGUCGAGGAAUUCGAUUACAUCGUGCAUACGCGACAAUUGACGGAGGAUAUUGGAAUCACCGAUCGUGUGGACCAUGAGGCACUGCAGCAGCUGAACAACCGCCUGAAACCGUACUACGAUAACAUCUUCUUUGUCGACAACAAGUGGAAAGUGUUGAAAGCGUUUUGUAAGGCUCAUCGGCUCGGCUGGAACGAGGAAAGCGCCAACCGGCUCGUCAAGCGCGAUCGGGAGCGUUUGCAGGAACGGUUUGAUGGCUGUCGCACGAAGCUACAAGAAAUCCUGGCGGCGAAUCACCUGCGCUCUGUUGACGAUCUGUCCCGGAAGCUAUAUGAUCUCCCACCGUACGUGCUGGCAACCGUCGAGUACUGCCAGCUCGAGCUGUGCGAGAUGCUGGUGGCGGUCGGGUACUUUGGGGACAGUUUUCACUACAUGAAGCACCGCAUCCCGAUGAUCCAGGGAACGAACUACCGCAACUGCCUGGCCCACGAUGCGCUCUCGUACAACCUCCUGACGGACAGCUCGAUGGAAAAGUUUGUGAUCAACGCGUUCGUGAUCGCCAACACCGAAAUUCGGCUGUUCGACAAGCGGAUAAAUCCAGCAACGCAACCGGAUGUGCUAGGGCCGAGCUUUCCAUCGGAGGUCGACACACACCGUUGGGUCGAGGAGCAGGAACAGUUGAUGGCCGCUUUUCGUGCUAACGACGUGCCCAAGAUACACGCCCUGGUGCGGGCUGGGAGUGAAAUAACGAGUCAGUUUUGUUGCUCGCCCAAUGAUGCGAGCGUCACGCGCAGUCUACAUCCACUGACCGCACUCGUCAACCCGUGCACCGCGAAACCCGCGAUCGUACAGUUUUUGGACAGAUACUAUAGCGGCUUUGCCGACACGUGCAACACACCAGCCCACCAGAUAGAGGUGGCGUUGCGAAUGUACGACUUCCAGUCGGCUUUCGAUCGUUCGAUCGGCGGCGGUGAUCGUCUGAUGCGUGAAGCCCUGUUCCGGUGGCCCGAACUGAUGGCCUCCGUACGACGGACGGACCUGUUCGUUCAUCUGUUGGCGGCAGCCAACCGGCAUCGGAUACUGUCGAAGUUAAUCGAGCACGGGAAUGAAACUAGCGUACGCGAGAUUCUACCGUUUUUCGAUCGGUUCCACGACACGGACGGACGAGGCCCAUUGGGUGACGCGAUGCUGUAUGGCGUCCGGCCGAUCGCCGAGAUGCUGCUGCCCCGAACACCCGUGCCACACGCUGCGACACUGGUGCUAGCGAUCAUGGUACAUUGGGACGACUUUUUCGCGCAGCUAUUGGACAAAGUUGAACUCGAUUCCGAUGCGUACGGAUUUCUGCUGAUAACGGCGGCGCAAGCUCAAAACUAUACCGCCACCGUGUACCUGCUGGAACAGGCAACGUACCGAAAGUACAUACCGGCUGUAUUCGAAGCAUGCGCCCGUAUGGCGGCCCGUAGGGGCCAGUUGCCAAUACUGCGGCACUUGCUGGAGUGUCACCCGGUAGCUAACCCGGUCGGACUCGCCACCGUUUUGCAAAUUGCUGCACUUAGAGGACACUGGGAUUGCGUGCGGUUCCUGCUCGAUGCUGGAGUUCCGGUCGAUGUUAUAUGUUCUGGUGACCGAACUGAAGAGAGAACGACAUUGCUUAUUCUGGUGAGAUACGGGCAAAGCCGCCUGCUGGACAAAGUGACAAAGGUCAAUCGUGCCAUUUUCGGACAGAUUGUGGACCACCCAUUGGCGCUAGCUCUGCGUCACGGUACAGCAUCGGGUCGCAUGAUUUGUUCCCUGCAGAGACUUGGUUUCGAUUGGCUGGACAGCUCGACGGUCAUGAACGUGGGGAUUUUGAAGCCUAACGAACCAGCUCUCACCACAGUGUGGCAAAAGUGGCAGGAAAGGCGUCUCAAGUUCCGGGCAGAAGCCGAAAGUGAUCACUUUGCGUUGGCGCUAGAUGUGUUAGACCGAUGGGCCGCGAUCGGAUUCGUCGAGGAGCCGACAACCGAUGACACUGCGCUGAUUUGUGCCGUGUACAAAAAUGUGCCCCAAAUCAUAAACGAUAUACUUGACCAUGCACGAACGGCACGAACGAUCGACGGUAUUGGCGUUCUGCGAUGUAUAGUUCUCGAGAUUGACUCCAAGGUCAUAAUGUCCGGAAAAAGAGGAAAGGGAGCGUUGGCGACCGAUUUGCAAGCCGCCGUUAGGACUAUGAUUGAGCGUAUGGAAGGCUGUACGGACCUGCUGGAAGCAAUGCAGUGGCACAAGUGCACGAUCGAUGCUGCCGGGGUCAGCGUAACCGUCUCGGUACUGGCAGCCAUAGGCCAAACGUUCGACCAGGUGCCGGGGCUUGCCUGCACUGAUCAAUUGAACGUUUCUGCGCCAUUGCACGAGAAUCUCCCGGUUCUGCAGUCAAUCACCAGCCGGUUCUUUAGCGAGUACCCCGUUGUGUACGCCACAUUUGCUACAUCUUCACCGAGCACUCGGCACUUCUGGCAGAUCGAGGACCUAAGCUGCCUAUUCGACAUUCUACCGCCAGGCGCUGCCAUCGAUCUGACGACCACCGUCAACUACGGCGAUAGCUCCGACGAAACACCGCUUCACAAGUGCUUCCCGGAUGGGAAGCUAUCGUUGGUGAAGCUGCUGGUGGAAAACGGAGCCAAUCCGUUGCUGGCUGACUCGAGCGGAAUGGCUGCCAUUCAUCUUUCGCUGCUCAACGCGGCCGAUAGCGCCAUCGGACGGUAUCUGUUCGACGAAAGCGUCGCGCGUGACCUACGCAACGCAAACGGUGCCUCGCUGGUGGACCUUGUGGACGGUGCCGGUGGCAAUAGAUUGCUCCACACGGCGGUCAUGACGGGUCGACGUGAUAUAGUUGAGCGCCUUUUCCACCUUCGUGUCGAUGCAACAGCGCUCAACAGUAUCGGAGUGUCGGCCGUGCAGAUAGCGGCUGGUUCGGCGGUCCACAAUUCGGAGAAGCUAGUUAAAAUGCUGCUCGAGUACGAUUCGUCCAUGAUCGAUACGCAAAACCCGAUGGGUUACACACUGCUGCACUAUGCGGCCAAGUUGAACUCGGUUCCAUUGCUUCGAGUACUGCUGGAGUAUAAACCGAAACUUACUGUCCGCCAUGAACUAACGCCGCUCGCGACGGCUAUCGUUUAUAGACAAGUGGAUUUCGCCCAACAUUUACUCCGCUACGCCAUCGAGAAUGGCAUCGCAGACGUAACCAGUGCGGACGACAAGGAUCUUGUCUUUCAUUCGUGUUUCUGCAACUGCUACGAGUUUUCCAAGGCGCUGCUGGAAUACGAAUUGGGUCACUCGUUGGAUUCGAUUGAAGCAGGUGAUCUACCACGGAUCGAUGCCAUCCUGAACGGAGUUCCUCCCGUAAACCCGAAAUUUCUCUUCUCCAGUUUGUGCAACUGUGCGGAUUGA